GCCAGUGUUAGCGUUCUAAGUCUGCAGUUAGUCGGUUGCUGGCUCCCGGCGGCCAUGGAUCGCGGUCCGCCUCCCGAUGCUCCUGCGUCCUCGCUGGUGGAGGGGCUCAUCAAGUCCCCCAAGCCCCUGAUGAAGAAACAGGCGGUCAAGCGACACCAUCACAAGCACAACCUCCGGCACCGCUACGAGUUCCUGGAGACGCUGGGCAAAGGCACCUACGGCAAGGUGAAGAAGGCACGGGAGCGAUCCGGAAAGCUGGUUGCUAUCAAGUCUAUCCGGAAAGACAAAAUAAAGGAUGAGCAGGAUCUUGUCCAUAUUCGGAGAGAGAUUGAAAUAAUGUCAUCUCUCAAUCACCCCCAUAUCAUUGCUGUCCAUGAAGUGUUUGAAAACAGCAGCAAGAUUGUCAUUGUGAUGGAGUAUGCCAGCAAAGGAGAUCUCUAUGACUACAUCAGUGAGCGCCAGAGACUUACUGAACAGGAAGCUCGGCACUUCUUCAGGCAGGUGGUGUCUGCAGUCUACUACUGUCACAAGAAUGGAAUUGUUCACAGAGAUCUGAAGCUAGAAAAUAUCCUUCUGGAUGCUAAUGGCAACAUUAAGAUUGCAGACUUUGGCCUCUCUAAUGUCUUCCAGCAAGAUCGGUUCCUCCAGACCUUCUGUGGCAGCCCUCUCUAUGCAUCCCCUGAGAUAGUCAAUGGGAGGCCUUAUAAAGGACCUGAGGUUGACAGCUGGUCCCUUGGUGUGCUCCUCUAUAUCUUGAUUCAUGGGAUGAUGCCUUUUGAUGGCCAAGAUUAUAAGACCCUGGUCAAGCAAAUCACAAGUGGGGACUACAGAGAGCCCACAAAGCUAUCAGACGCCUGUGGCCUGAUCCGAUGGAUGCUGAUGGUAAACCCAGAGCGUCGAGCCACCAUUGAAGAUAUUGCCAGCCACUGGUGGGUGAACUGGGGUUACAAGGUGCCAGUUGGGGAGCAGGAGUCCUUGCGUGAGAAUGAAUCUCCACUGGCCACAGUGGCAGAGUGGCUGCGCCGCUCUUCAAGGCCCCUGUUUGAAAAUGGCUCCAAGGUACGCUGCUUCUUCAAGCAACACAUCCCUGGUGUCACACUUGAGAGGCAGCGCUCACUUAAGAAGUCCAAGAAGGAAAACGAUAUAGCGCAUGUUCUACAAGAAACAGGUCCUGCUCCAGAGAACUCUUCAAAGUCCAUCCUAAAGAGACCCAAAGGCAUCUUGAAGAAAAGAAAUUCCUGUGAGAAGUCCCAGGUUCCACCUGCAUUGCUGCUAGCAGCUCCUAUAGACAAAAGGAAGGAGGAUAGUACUGGACCUGCUAUAGACUUGGCUUGCGUCUUGUCAUCCAGGGCUUUGGCCUGCAAGGCAGAAUGUGUUGUAGCCACCCCUUCCAUGCCCAAGAAAGGAAUUUUGAAGAAGCCCCAGAAGAGAGAGUCUGGGUAUUACUCAUCCCCAGAGCGUAGUGAGUCUGGUGAUGUAUUGGACUCCGAGAACUUAGACCUUGAUGCUAGUGUCUCUGUUGGCAACCCCUCCCCUGCUCAGAGCCCCAGUGGCUAUCCUGCCCGACGGAAAGGCAUCUUGAAGCUCAAUGGCAAGUACUCCUCCAGCAGCACGGAGUCUGACAGCGUGCCUGCCAAGGUUUUCUCUUCAUUCGCUGAAGUUGCUUUGCCCAAGCUGCCUCUGGCCUCCCGUGUUCAUCCUUCUAGUGCAGUGAGUGAGGACAGCAUCCUUUCCACAGAGUCCUUUGACCAGCUUGACUUGCCUGAUCGAAUACUGGGUAAUGCUGGUGGGGCGCCCAUGCGUGGCUCAGUGUCUGUGGAUGAUCUCCUGCAGCUGGAGGAGGCAGCAGGGGACAUGGGUCGCCGGUUACGCCGCUGGACAGUGACUCGUUGUCAAAGCCCCCUUGCAGAUAGCUGCUUCUCUCUAGCGGACUGUGAAAAUGUCACUGAGGUCUACAAACGGGCUGUAGCUAUUAGCAUGAAACUGAGCUGAGGGACCCUUGGCCAACAAAGCCCCCUAGAAACUUUUGCUGCCAGACAAUGCAUACAUCUGCAGAGACAUUUGCAGCUUGGAUUUUGCUGGAAGGGAGCAGCACUGUCCAUAUGAUUUGCACUUCCCUUUGAGGUAGACAAGAGAGCUUUGACAGCCUUCUUUUCUCCCUGACAGGACCUGCAAGUGCAACAGCCUGGAAAUAUUUAUUUGCUGCAAAACUUAGACUUUUCUUGGAAUGUAUGGGGAGAACACUUGUGUGUUGUUGUUGUUUUUUAAAGGAUGGUUUGUAAAAUGGUACAACAGGGUAUAGGUGUAUGUUUGGAGAGAGAGAAAGGUAUGUUGAUGGAAAGUUAGUGAAUGUAAGAAAUUAGGAAUGGCAGUGCAGUGGGCUGCAGUGGGGAGAUACCUGUUAACUUCAAGACAAUGGGGUAAUGCUUAUGUUUUAAAAAAAAGGAAAAAUAGUCCCAACAUAACAGGGUGGGGAGGGGAGAGCGUGUUGGAAAUUCAUUGGUGUAAACCUCUGCUACUCUCUGGAACACCUCCAUCUCUCCAAACUGACCCUGACAAUUUCAAAUCCUAGCAACUGGAGUGGUUAUUUUUGUUUGCACUGCGCUCUUUAAAUUGCACAAGGAUGGUAGAGGUAGAAAUGCUUCUGAAGUGGAAUCAUGACAUAGCAAGGUAAGAAGAAAGGCACAGGCCUUGGGCUGAAAGUUGGCUCUCUGGCUUGUUAGAAAAUCUGCACUACAGACUUAAAGGAGUUUAACUGUACUGGUGUUUCCUUCCCCCUCCAAAAUAUCAGGCAAGGACUUGCCAACAGGCUUGUUCCCCCCCACCCCCAACAUAAAACCAGAGCUCCAAGUAUUCUAGAUGAGCCAUGGCAGUUAAAUUAAAACUUAAUCCCACCUCAUAGCGUGGAUGUCAUUUUGAGGACAUUAGACGGAAGAGAGGCACACAGGAAUUGGACAUCCUUUCCCUUUGCACAUCUCUACUUUGGUUAUCGUUUGCAAGACUGGAAUAAUUGAGUUCUGGCUUUGUAAAUUGCCCAAUAUGGCCAGAAGACUACCUCUCCUUACGCAUUUCUGCUCUCUGCAUCUUCCAAAAGUGGGUGAUAUAGUUCAGCUGGGCUACAGUAACUUUGACAGAAGGAAAGUUAGCCCAAGGUUACUAAAUCACAACAGCUGCCACAAGCAUCUAUGGAGAUUGGUAUAUGGUUUUGUUUUGGAAUGGGCCCGUUAAUUGGAGACUGGGCACUGAGGUUGUGAAGGAGUAUAUGAAGGUGCCAAAUGAAUGGCCAUUACUCCGUUGGUGCGGGGGGGAGGGGAGAACAUGGCUGUGAAAUAAUAUGUAUAAGAGACUUUGAAGAACUGGACAUUUAGUCCUGCCAAAAUAUGAUUAAAUAAGUAUGAUUCUUUAAAAAAAAAUUCUGGACUCUGUUUUGACUGGAUAUGUUACCUUGUCAUGAUGGAUUUUUAUAGUAUUAAAACACUGCCUUUUCUCAGCCAUGUGAGCAAUUUGACAAAAGUAAAGGAAAACCUGGAAUGAAUGUUUUAGAGUUUUUCUUUAGGAAGCAUUCACAGUUCCUGUUUUGAACCUGAAGGGAAGUGAUCUGAAAAGUGUAAUCUUAUCAUGCUUUGAAUUCUGAAUACCCAAUGCACUAUCUUGCUGCAUAUUCUCUGGUUGUCCUUCCAAGCUCUGUUAUGUUUCUUCCCAUCCGGCGAAGUUAACAAAUUAAAAGCAAAUGUGAGACCUUG
Heteronotia binoei (common prickly gecko) is the source of this 3743-nucleotide messenger RNA. RefSeq names its product NUAK family kinase 2 (gene NUAK2). The transcript has 7 exons. Gene Ontology annotation, cellular component: cytoplasm. Gene Ontology annotation, molecular function: ATP binding; protein serine/threonine kinase activity; tau-protein kinase activity. The record is from RefSeq and is a predicted model, not a curated record. Bases 55 to 1992 code for a protein of 645 amino acids. NCBI's taxonomy places the organism in Eukaryota, Metazoa, Chordata, Lepidosauria, Squamata, Gekkonidae. Gene Ontology annotation, biological process: intracellular signal transduction; microtubule cytoskeleton organization; protein phosphorylation.